AUGGUUUCCAAAAGAGCAAUCCUCAUUGUUGGCCUAUUGGCAAUCGCUCUUCUUAUUUCCUCAGAGGUGUCAGCAAGAGAAUUAACUGAAGAGAUUGCUGAAAAGUCAAAUGAACUGAAUGAUGCCAAAUUUUUGGGUUUUCAUCGACACCAUCAUAGACACGAUCACCGUCAUGGCCAUAGACACCAUCAUGGUAGACAUGGGGUUGAUUCCGACAAUGGUAACUGA
Molecule: messenger RNA, 228 nt
Organism: Lathyrus sativus (Indian pea)
Lineage: Eukaryota; Viridiplantae; Streptophyta; Magnoliopsida; Fabales; Fabaceae
Source: the annotation of a GenBank genome assembly